ACAUGCGCAAACACAACACAUAACAUAUAAUACCCCUAAGGGUCAUUACAAUACAAUGAACAACAUGAUUUAUGAACGAGUUUGAUGUUACCUCUUCAGAAAAGAAAAAAUAAUUCAUUUCCGUUUAAUCUUUUUUGUAAGUUUCUUUAUGUUAAUGUGGCAAAGAAGGUGUGCUUUUACGUUACAUAUCAGAAGAUGGCGGUAUUGCACCUGCAUGUCAUUUUCUACCCGCCAACGAAGAAGACGACAACAACAACAGGAAGUAUUUCAAGUACAAGUCCGCUGUUUUCUUCGAGUUAUUUCGGUCUUCCUAUCGUUUACUAACAAGAAAUGGACGAAUAUAGCGAAACAGACAUUUUCCAACAAUUAUUGGGUAUGAAUUUAGUGCCAAGAAAAAAUGGCACUCAACGAUACAACGACACAUCACUCGGCGAUUUCUCAGAGAUGUGGUAUGGGGUUUUCCUGUGGGCAGCAGUCUCCUCGAUGAUCUUCCACCUUCCUGCAUCUCUCCUGUCAUUCAUUGCCCUUCGGCAGCACAAAAUGGCCCGAUUGAUGCCCAUUGCCAUCCUCUUAAUGGGAAUCAUUGGACCAGUGGGUGGAGGAGUCCUCACCAGUGCAGCUAUCGCAGGAGUUUACAAGGCAGCAGGGAAAAGGAUGAUUUCUCUGGAGGCUCUGGUUUUUGGUGUGGGACAGUCCUUCUGUAUUGUUGUUAUUUCCUUUCUUCGAGUGCUUGCCACCCUUUAGCAGCGCUGAAGCCGUUUUUUGUUUUUUUUUGUGAUUUUAAGUGACACUUUUCUGCUGGUCGGACAAUUUGAGACCAAUCGGACCUUUUAUGUGUCAUUUCCUGCUGAUGGAGCAGUCCGAAUGUGGAGUUUCUCCUGAUAGGACAUCACUGUAGAAACAAAAUGGAGGCACCAGUCCUGGUUGGGUGCCGGUUGAAGCAGCACAAAAAAAACAAUAGAAGAGACUGGAAAAUGGCGGCACUGAGUGAAACCCCCAGACCCAAGAGAAAACCCGGUGUCAUUUUUCAUAUCAGUUUGUCCGUUUAGUUGCUGUUGCUUCGUUUAUUCACGGCCCACAUUUAUACAGACUGGACUCAUAAUCUAACGAUUUUUAGAGCCUCUUGAUGGACAAAAAUGGGUGUAUGCCAGCUGUUAUACAUGAAGCAGGACAAUUCUAAAAGUGUUACUUUUGUUAUUUGUAAUUAUUUUAGCUUAAAAAUACAUAUGUCUCUGUUUCAUCUGGAGCAGAAUUUCUUAAUAUUUCUAAUUAUGCUGGUUCAUAGCUACCACUUAUCAUUAAAAUCUGCUUUAAGGAUUUAAUAUUCAAAAAUGUAUUUAUUGUCUUCAUGAAAAUAAAAAAAAUGAU
Messenger RNA from Doryrhamphus excisus (bluestripe pipefish), 1368 nucleotides. RefSeq names its product transmembrane protein 170A (gene tmem170a). Lineage: Eukaryota; Metazoa; Chordata; Actinopteri; Syngnathiformes; Syngnathidae. Gene Ontology annotation, cellular component: endoplasmic reticulum membrane. The record is from RefSeq and is a predicted model, not a curated record. Gene Ontology annotation, biological process: endoplasmic reticulum tubular network organization.